GGUGAGGGCCGCCCGAGCUUGGGCCUGGGGACGAGGAUGGAAUACACGUCGAGAAAAAAUAUAAGAUAAAAACUUUUCAUAAACGAUGAAACUAUUUCCCAAAUUUGAAGCACAGAUUUCUUGCAGACAGCCAAGUGUGGCAGAAAAGAAGGCAAUAGCCUUGGUAUUAAGUAAAGAAGAGGAAGCAAAAAGAUCGUUAGCUCAAUGUUAUGGCGUGCUAGUACUUGGUCUAGGAUUGGAGGACGCCCACCACAUGCAUUGUGGAAGGUGUGUACUACUUCCUGUAAAAACAAUUAUUAUUGUUUCUUCUAUCAACUUACAUAUCUUUCUAAUAACAUUUUAUUAUUAUACAUUUACUUGUAUAUUAACUAUUACUUAUUUGUAUUGUGAUAAACCAAAUCAAUAAAUCGUUCAUUCAUACUCUUAUGAAAACCAUCUCUGAUGAUAAGGCUUCUUCACAAAAGAUUGUUUUAAAUUAAAUCAAAUUAAAAUCAAGUUAACGCAUGACGUUUUUUAGCAUAAUUCUAGCCUAUUCAUAUUUUGAUAUCCACAGCUGUAAAAUUUAUAUUUUUUAGAAAACGAAAUUCUGCAACGCAGAGAGACCGUGAUCUUUACGAGGUAAUGACUAGUGUUGACCAAUGCUGAUCUGGCAGGAGGGUCCACUCUACAAUAAGACCGACGUUUACCGAAGCAGCGGUCAAAAGAGCCAUAAACGUCCAUAAACUAUGAAAUCUUGGAUAUGCACUGCCUUUUGUGAUAGGGGGAAUAUCUGAAAGGCUUUUGGAGUACACACACCCUUUAUCAUACCUAAUGAGAAAUACUGUGCGGUUGUUAUUUUUUCAUCGACAUGCAUAAUAUGUUGCAGAAGUUACAAUUUGCCUAUAACAAUUUAUGAUCACCAAAUCUUUCGCAACUUCCCCUUAGAAGUAUUUACGAUCAACAAUUCAGCUUCAUUAACUUCUCAAUGUUCUUUGUUUUCUCAGAAUUUGUACAAUUUCGUUGCAAACGUAACAUGGAUUACGUUCCGAAGACCAAACUUAGAUGUUAUAGAAAAAGAGUUAGGAAGGUAUAAUUGAAUAUCUUUCAUUGCUUGCGUUCUAGUUUUUCGGUCACAUUUUUCAGAACGUAUAUAACAGCAGAUGUUUUUUAGAUUACUGCGAUCGGACACAUUCAAUCCAGCCAUAAGACCAAAACACAUACAAGGUAUGGGAGCUGUCUGUCUCUCUUAGAAAGCUG
Paramuricea clavata is the source of this 1236-nucleotide messenger RNA. The record is from the annotation of a GenBank genome assembly. NCBI's taxonomy places the organism in Eukaryota, Metazoa, Cnidaria, Anthozoa, Malacalcyonacea, Plexauridae.